GGCGGAGGAGGAGGCGGUGGUGGAGGAGGCGCGCGGCCUGGAGGAGGAGGAUGGAGGAGCAGCCGAAGGAGGGCGAGGCCGAGGUCGCGGAGCACUGGUUCUCCAAGUGGGAGCGCCAGUGCUUGGACGAGGCCGAGCAGGACGAGCAGCUGCCCCCAGAGCUGCAGGAGGAGGCAGCCGCCGAGGCGGCUGGGCUCAAGAGCGAGCAGCAGAGGCUCUGGCACCUCUUCCAGAUCUCAGCCACCGCGGUGGCCCAGCUCUACAAAGAUUCUGGGUGCCAACAGCCAGGACUGUCUAUGUGGGACCCCUUCCAGAAUGCAGCCAUGGCCGUGACCAGCCUCUACAAAGAGAGUGGGGAUGCCCACCAACGAAGUUUUGACCUGGGAGUCCAGGUUGGCUACCAGCGUCGCAUCAAAGAUGUGCUGGAGUGGGUGAAGAAGGGCCGGAGCACCAUUCGCCGCGAAGACCUGAUUAGCUUCCUAUGUGGCAAAGUGCCCCCUGCCCCUCCCCCGCCACGCACCUCUAGGAUGCCCCCGAAGCCACCCUCUGGGGCCGCUAGCCAAGCUGGGGCAACCGAGUCCAGCUCUUCGGUUGACGUCGACCUGCAGCCUUUCCAUGAGGCCAUUGCCCUGCAUGGCCUCAAUGGCGCCAUGGCAAGCAUCAGUGUGCGAUCUGGCGCGCCUGGUUCCCCGCCUCAAGACAGCGGUGUGGCCAGCAGUGGACGACGAAAAAGUAGUUUCCUCGAGGAUGACCUGAACCCCUUUGGCUCCGAAGAACUAGCCCUCUGCCUGGACAGUGGGGGGAUCCGCAAGCGCACUUCGGCCCAGUUCGGUGAUGGCAUCACAGACUCCCCGUCCCACAAGCGCAACCGAAUGGUCUAAACUGCCUCGAUGGUCUCCAUCCACCAUAUUGCUUGAGAGCCAACUCGACCUUCAAUUGCUCGUGGGAGGAACAUGGAGGCCAUACUUCUUCUCUAAGUUAAACAAAGAUUUCUAUUAAGUUUACCAUAAAGAAACUUUAAAAGUAUUCCAGAAGAGGCCUCUCGUAUGACUCUGACUUUCCAAAAAUAUAAUUCUAUUAGAGUACAACAAAAAGUACGCAGUAGUUAGCAAGAUCAUUUAAAGCAAAAGUAUCCAGUCAGGGCGGGAGCCUGGUUUAUCUUGUUCACAGUUAUAUUCCUUAGCAUCUAGCUCAGUUGCUGGUGCUCAAUAAAUGUUUGUUGAAUGAAUAAAUGAAAUCUUAAUUUAAAAUCUUAAAUGGAAAAGACAACAGGUGUUUACUUGGUUAUAGGAUAAUUUUAUCCUUUUUUGAGGGGUUGUUGGCUUUAAUGGUCUUUGCCAAUUUUAUUACAUUAUGCCAAAAUGUAAGAUUUGAUAUCUUUGUGAAAUCUGGAGUCUUCCACAUUUACUCCACUGUACACUGCACCUAAUUUCUAGAAAAAAAACUGGAAGUAAUACAUUUUGGGCUGUGAUUUGCUUUGAAAAGUAGUUGAUCAUUUGGAGCUUAUAAUGGUGUAAAGAGGUGCCAUGGUGGUUGGGCAGGUAAUAUGUGAUAUUGGGUAGAUUCAGUACUCUCUUUAUGAAAAGAGAACAGAACAAUUGAGAUCCUGAUAAAAUAAGUUUGUAUCCCUAGUGGCCCGGUGGUGCUCCUUUUUCACAGGAAUGUCAAAAGUUCCUUUCUUGGAGGUUAUGUCUCUUUGGUGAUCUCUAUUUUGAAGUGGAAGACCAGUUAGCCAGAAUGAACUUCUGGUUUAAUUUAAGGGUGCAGCAUGGUAUAACUAAAAGACUAUGAGCUUUGUAUGAAAAGAACCAGUAAUGGAAUUCUUGCUUAACAAAUUAUGAUUUGGGGCAAAUCAUAUAAUGUCCAUUUACCUUAGUUUUUCAUCUGUUAAAUGGAACUGUGUGUCUGCUAAGAUCAUUGUAACAGAUGAAGUCCAUUCAAGUGUCUAACACAGUGCUUGGCACCUAGGGGUAUUCACUUAAUAUUCUCCCCUCUCUGUAAAUAAAAAUAAGUAAAGCAACAAAGCCCAUAAUAUCUUAGCAAAAGCAGCAAAAUAGAUCAAUUUAGAAAUCAGCAAAUAUAAUCUCUAUGUUUGAUCUAGUUGGAAUUCGCCUAAAUAUCACAGGCCUUGUAUUAAUUAUGAGUGUGUUGAACUUGUCACUCAGGAUCACCACUUUGGAUUUGAAGGCAGCCUUAGAGUUCCUGAAACUGCCUGAAUAAUACACUUUGCAACCAGGAUAAUGAAAACUUUACCUCUUCUGAUCUGAAAGAAUAUGGGGAGGGAGGUAUGGGUGGAAAGUUUUGAAAGUGGACAUCCUAGGGCACCUAAAAGGCUAAAAGUGGUUUUGAAUAAGGGUGGGUACAGUGCAGGUAAUAAAGGCAGUGGAGCAGGUAGGAGUGAGAUUAUGGGAGGAAUGGUGAGAAACUUAAAAAACCCAAAUCUCCUUCAAGGUCUCCCCAAAAAUCCAAAGCACAAAACAUUAUCAAUUUAUUAGUAAAACUUUGCCUUCAUUUCAAA
Ictidomys tridecemlineatus (thirteen-lined ground squirrel) is the source of this 2518-nucleotide messenger RNA. RefSeq names its product HUWE1 associated protein modifying stress responses 2 (gene Hapstr2). The record is from RefSeq and is a predicted model, not a curated record. Lineage: Eukaryota; Metazoa; Chordata; Mammalia; Rodentia; Sciuridae.